Messenger RNA from Cylindrotheca closterium, 549 nucleotides. Lineage: Eukaryota; Bacillariophyta; Bacillariophyceae; Bacillariales; Bacillariaceae. The record is from the annotation of a GenBank genome assembly.
AUGACAUCUCCAUUGUCUCUAUCAGCCUUGUUAAGUGUAUGUCCGCAUGGAGCUUGGGUGACAGAAGAUGUGGCAAUUGAAUUGUUAGAGGGAGUGACAUCUGCGGACGAUUUGCAACGACUUCACCUUGCCGGAGCCUUGCCCGAUGUCCUAGUGGAAUAUAUGGUAGCCGAGUGGAUGCUCCUUCACCUUUUGAAAAAUACAGAUUUAUCUUUGUACAUGCCGCCAAAACUUGGCAAGAAUGAGGAAACUACAGUAGCUGUGGCUAUUGUUGUGAACUUGGAUGAAAAUGACGAAGAACAAGUGACGAAGUACCCAGGCGAAAACGAUGAUGGAUUCCAUUAUGGAAAGGCAGCCACACUGAUGCGAAAAAAUGACGAAAAGAAGAUUCUGUCUUCCUAUACUCCCAAGCUGCUACCAUCAGGUUAUACCAUGCAAUUUGUUCAUGAUGAAUUGUGUGAUCAAAUUGUUUGUCAGAUUGUGCAUUCGGAUAGCUUUGGCAAUGCCUCGGCCAAGAAAAGCGACACUAUGGAGAUGAUUCAAGAAUAA